CAGCAUCAAGUUUGGUGGAGCAUUAGAGGCAACAUUAGAGAACCAGGAUGAUUUUCACACUGUGCUUGUUUCUGUGUUUCUGUGGUGUAACUUUGGGUCAGGAUGUUUUAUCUCAAACAGAAGUCACUACUGAAACCGGGUCAUGCUCUCCUGAUAUGUGUAAGUUCCUCAAAGAGUUUGAAGCCAUGAAAGCUAAACAAGAAGCUGUGGAAACCAAUCUGAAACAGACUGAAAGCCAGGUUCUGGUGCUUAAACAGAAAGGUGAAGCUUUGGAAACAAAGCUGAAAGAGACCGAAAGCCAGGUUCUGGUGCUUAAACAGAAAGAAGCAUUGAAAGUGGUCUUCAGUGCUGGUAUACUUGGGAAUGCAGCCAUUGGACCCUUCAAGACACCCACAACCCUAAUCUACACAAGAAUAAUAACAAAUCUGGGCAAUGCCUACAACCAGAACACUGGUAUCUUUGUUGCACCUGUUAGAGGCAUGUACUACUUCACCUUCUUCUAUCGUGCUGGUGGAGAACAUAAGGUGCGUCUGGUCCUCAUGAAGAACAAUGAAUAUGUUGUGGAGAGCUCUGAUCACAAGACACUGAAUGACGGGGCUGAUAAUGGAGGCAAUGCUGCCUUCAUGGAGCUGCAGCAGGGAGACCAGGUCUACGUCCAGCUGUAUCCAGACACACAUGUGUUUGGAGGGAGCCACACAACUACUUUCAGUGGUUUUCUUCUUCAUCAAGACUGAAAAAAACAUUGAUGUGAUCAUUUGAAUGCCUUUAAACUACUGAACAGACUGUGACCAUGGUUAGUGUUUUUCAGUUUCAUUCGCUAAUCCGUUGUAGAUUAUAAUUAAAUUGAAAUGAUCCAUCCAGCAAAACUUACUUCCACAUUACAUGAACGUCACUCUGAGACGUCAGCGUCUUUGCAGGAAAGAGUUUUGCUAACGAAAGCAUCAAAGGUAUAAAUGGAAAAAGAAAAUGUAUGUUGAUGCAACAAGUCCUUCAGAAAAGCAUAAAAAUGUUUGAAUUGAUGCAAUUCCAGAUUUUUCUUAAUUUUACAAUUAGAAAUGUAAAUCUCUGAGGAGACAUUAUGGUUUCCAUGGUUUGUUUUAAUCUGUAUAAAUGAAUUUAAGUCUGUCAAUAAAACUUCAAUUGACCUGAACAGAAAUUACAAUUGUAGUCAAUAAAAAAUUU
Molecule: messenger RNA, 1182 nt
Organism: Poecilia reticulata (guppy)
Lineage: Eukaryota; Metazoa; Chordata; Actinopteri; Cyprinodontiformes; Poeciliidae
Product: cerebellin-1-like
Molecular function (GO): protein binding
Source: RefSeq, a predicted model, not a curated record